AUGUAUAACAUGUACGCGUGUUCGCCCGUGUUUGCAGAUCCAUUGGAGAUGAAGUUUCCGCUGCUUUUCAAGCCACUGCACUUCUACAGGGACAAGAGCGAGGUGCCGGAGUGGCUGCGUCGCGCCAACCAGCAGAUCCUCGAUGCCGACUGCUACGUCAUCGUGUCGGCCGAGUACAACCACAGCAUCCCGCCCGCACUAUCUAACAUGAUCGACCACUUCCCGGGCAGCUCGUUCUCCUGGAAGCCCGCCGGAAUUGUUUGCUAUUCUCCGGGUAAGAUCGCUUUUUUAUUCCAGAAUCUCGUUCUCCGCCGGAAUCGUUUGCUAUUCUCCAGGUAAGAUCGCUUUUUUUUCCAGAAUCUCGUUCUCCGCCGGAAUCGUUUGC
Messenger RNA from Priapulus caudatus, 385 nucleotides. RefSeq lists its product as uncharacterized. The transcript has a single exon. The record is from RefSeq and is a predicted model, not a curated record. Gene Ontology annotation, molecular function: FMN binding; oxidoreductase activity. Gene Ontology annotation, cellular component: cytosol. NCBI's taxonomy places the organism in Eukaryota, Metazoa, Priapulida, Priapulimorpha, Priapulimorphida, Priapulidae. Bases 1 to 339 code for a protein of 112 amino acids.